GUGUCCAUCCCUGACACCAGUAGCUCCUGUAUGCGUGCAGUGUUGGAGUUCAUGUACUGUGGGCUGCUUUCGCCCUGUCCUGACCUGGAGCCUAUUGAGCUCAUCAUCCUAUCCAACCGACUGUGUCUGCCACGCCUUGUUGCCCUCACAGAGCAGCAUGCUGUGGAUGAGCUGCUCCAGUGGGCGAAGAAGGGAGUGGAGAUUGACGGACACGUGCUGGCUUACCUGGAGUUGGCUCAGGUGAGUCUUUACACGUACCAUAUACUCUGAAUGACAGUUGUACUGAUGACACUGUUACUGCAAUACACAUACUACACAUAAUACAAAUACUACAUGUUGUUGUUAGGAAAAUACUAUUUCACUGGAGAGAACAUUCUAACUGAUAUCCAAGAAGGAUCGGACCACCCUAUAACUCAGGCCUAUAUCAGAUACCCAACUGUAGAAAACGUUGUUCUACAAUGACAGGUGACAUUCAUCUUUUAAAGUCAUUUGUCCACUUCCCAUUCAAGUUCAUCUUUCUUAUUUGUAAAGUAAGAAAGUUUGAGGUCUUUCUUUUCAUUGGACCUUUUUGAUGGACUGCUCACCUAUUCAUUCAUCCCUUGCAGUUCCACAAUGCCAAGCAGCUGUCUGCCUGGUGUCUCCAUCACAUCUGCACCAACUACAACAGCAUCUGUCGCAAGUUCCCUAAAGACAUGAAGGUCAUGUCUCCAGGUACAGACUGCAUUCCCUCUCUCUUCUCUACCUCUUUGUGUGUCUCCUCGUCCACUCUAUUCUCAACAAAUUGUUCAGCUCCUUUGUACCUAUAGUCCCACCUCCAAUCCCCAACAUCGCUCCCCAUCUCUCACUCGUUUCUCACGUGGCUUUUUGGUCCCUUAUAUUAACGAUUUCUUUCUCUUUCUAUAUCUAUGUAUGUAUCUCUUACUUUCUCUCCCUUUCAAUUAAUAAUCAAUUUAUUCUGAUCUCCCCCCCUCUCUCUGCGUGUAGAUAACCAGAGGCACUUUGAGAAGCAACGUUGGCCACCAGUGUGGUUCCUGAAGGAGGAGGACCGCUACCUGCGCUCUCAGAAGGAGCGCGAGCGCGAGGAGGAGAUCCUACGCAAGCAGCGCACCAAGAGAGGCUGGUGCUUCUCCAGACACCCGUCCUCCUCGCCCCAC
Molecule: messenger RNA, 1154 nt
Organism: Coregonus sp. 'balchen'
Lineage: Eukaryota; Metazoa; Chordata; Actinopteri; Salmoniformes; Salmonidae
Source: the annotation of a GenBank genome assembly